Molecule: messenger RNA, 459 nt
Organism: Maudiozyma saulgeensis
Lineage: Eukaryota; Fungi; Ascomycota; Saccharomycetes; Saccharomycetales; Saccharomycetaceae
Source: the annotation of a GenBank genome assembly
AUGUCUAAAACUGCUGCUGCACAUGAUGCUUCUUGCAUCUUCUGUAAGAUUAUCAAGGGUGAGAUUCCCUCAUUUAAAUUGUAUGAAACUGCUCAUGUUUAUACCUUCUUAGAUAUUCAACCCACAGCUGCAGGUCAUACUUUAAUCAUCCCAAAAUAUCAUGGUGCAAAAUUAACAGAUAUUCCAGAUGAGUACCUACAAGACGUCCUACCAGUGACUAAAAAAUUGGUAAAACUUCUUCAAUUAGACGUUGAGGGCCAAGAUGGUAUUGGUUACAAUUUACUGCAAAACAAUGGUAAGAUCGCUCACCAAGAGGUUCCACAUGUUCACUUCCAUUUAAUUCCAAAGAGAGAUGCUAAAACUGGUCUAGGUGUUGAAUGGCCUGCCGCAGAACCAGAUUUUGAAACCCUUGGUAAAUUGCACAAGGAACUACUCGCCAAAUUGGAAAAUGCGGAAUAA